Colossoma macropomum (tambaqui) is the source of this 3749-nucleotide messenger RNA. It is a transcript of the gene slc29a2, whose product is annotated as solute carrier family 29 member 2. Gene Ontology annotation, molecular function: nucleoside transmembrane transporter activity. The coding region runs from base 124 to 1470 and encodes 448 amino acids. The transcript is spliced from 13 exons. Gene Ontology annotation, biological process: nucleoside transmembrane transport; hypoxanthine transport; adenine transport. Gene Ontology annotation, cellular component: plasma membrane; basolateral plasma membrane. NCBI's taxonomy places the organism in Eukaryota, Metazoa, Chordata, Actinopteri, Characiformes, Serrasalmidae. The record is from RefSeq and is a predicted model, not a curated record.
GGCGUAUUUUACAGAGCACAUGGUCGACCCUUAACCUUCACCAACGUGGCUUUACAUGCUCUUCAGCUACUUAUACUUCAUUAAUCCCAGACCUGAACCUCUUCCCCCAGACCAAAGUGCAAGAUGAAAUGUUUAUCAGAAAGCAGAGCCCUUGUGGCCAUCAUCCUUUUCAUUCUGGGAAUGGGGACACUUCUUCCAUGGAAUUUCUUCACAACUGCCUUUGCUUAUUUCAAUGAUCGUCUAAAUACAACAAUGAGCAAUGGCACAGAAUCUGGCCAGACAGAUCCAUACAUGUUCAACAACAUGUGUGUGCUGAUUUCCCAGCUUCCUUUGCUGCUGUUCACCCUCCUGAACUCCUUUCUUUAUCAGCAUAUUGCAGAGAAGAUAAGGAUAGUUGGAAGCAUGGUCUUCAUAUUACUGCUCUUCAUCCUUACUGCCGCUUUGGUGAAGGUGAAAAUGGAACAGGACCUUUUCUACAACGUUACGAUGACAACCAUCUGGUUCAUCAACAUGUUUGGGGCAGUGUUACAGGGCAGUCUGUUUGGUCUGGUUGGGAAGCUCCCUCAGAGGUACAGCUCCUUUUUUAUGAGUGGUCAGGCUGUGGCUGGCAUCUUCUCUGCUGUUGCCAUGUUGAUUUCACAGAUAUCUGAAGUAGACAAUGAGAAUGCGGCUUUGGGCUACUUUGUGACCCCCUGUGCUGCUACACUCCUCACACUGUGCUGUUACCUGCUGCUGCCUCACCUGAAAUUUGCCCGUGAUCAUUUAGAAGAUGGGCCUGGUAACAAAGAGGACACCAAGAAAGAGGGAAUUCAAAAGGAGAGCGUGACCUUGGUCAAGGUGAAGCUCAGUGAGCCUGCCUAUGGUCCAAACUGCAGUGGUCAGAGCAAUUCCAAGACUGCUGAUAUAAGAGAGAAGCAGGAAGAGCAGUAUGAAGAGAAGUCACCAGUGCUAGCAGUCCUUAAAAAGAUUUGGGUCAUGGCCUUGUGUGUGACCUGUGUUUUUAUGGUCACCCUCUCAGUUUUCCCAGCCAUCACUGUGCUGGUGCAACCAGAUGCCCUCUUUACAGGGAUAUGGGCGGACAUUUUUACUGCCCUCUGCUGCUUCCUGGUCUUCAACGUAAUGGACUGGAUUGGCCGAAGUGUUACCUCAGUUGUUCAAUGGCCCUCAAAGGAGAGCCGUCUCUUCCCGAUCCUUGUGGUGGCCCGACUGAUCUUCAUCCCAGCGUUCAUGUUGUGCAACAUUCCAUCUCACCGUCUAUCAGGAGUUUUCAAGCAUGAAUUUGCCUAUAUACUUGUCAUGUCAUUGUUUGCUAUGACAAAUGGGUAUUUUGCCUGUCUCUGCAUGUCCUAUGCACCACAGUUGGUGAGGCCUAAAGACGCAGAGACGACUGGGGCUCUGAUGACCUUCUUCCUGGCUUUGGGGUUGUCCCUUGGAGCUGCACUCUCUUUUGUGCUGAAAAUGUUAAUAUAGUUUUCACUGGUGACUCUCCAAGCAUGAGUCAUGCUUUUAUGAUGUCUGUGUGUGUAUAUGUGUAUCCAAGCAUGACUCAGAAAUGACUCAUGCUUUGCUUUUAUGAUCUGUGUUUGUGUGUGUGUGUGUGUGUGUGUAUAUAUAUAUAUAUAUAUAUAUAUAUACACGCACAGUACAGUACACGUUUUAGACUCCUAAUAAAAUAAUUAAAAUAAAAAUUAGAAUAGAUGCAGAUAAACGUAAAGAUAAAUACAAUAAAAAUAUGUGAUAAAUACUUUUUUAUGUAAAUUUUUACCAUUUAUAUACAAUUUUCUCAGGUGCCUAAAACAGUUGCACAGUACUCUAUUUUGUGGGCUCAGGAUUGGCAAAUCUGCCAUUAAAUUGUGCAUGUUACACGAUCCAAAAAAGAAAACAAUUCUGGCUAUAUACGUUUGACAGAAUGCCACAGUUAGGCUAGCUGGACUAUUUAUACGGGUUAUAAAGAAGACCGCUGCAGUCCUUUGGCCGAUUUUAGAUUCAAAGCAUCUUUUGAUCUUCGCUUGUAACACUGAAACUCUGGCACUUACUCACUCAGUCACUUUCUCUUUAACUCACUCCCUCUGUUACUCUCUUUCUCUGUCCCUUUACUCCUUUUUCUCUCACUCUUUGUGAAUAGAUGACUGAUUAGACCUGGCUGUACACCCCCUAUGAAAUGGUAGCUAAAAAACAGCUGCAGUUGAAAGACUUUAAAGAUUAGGUUGUUUUAUGAACAUUAUAGUUUUUAUAUCACGCAAAUCUUUUUUCAGCAAUCCACCACUGUUUUUUCUUAGAUUCCAAUUAAGACACUAUGAUCUUUAACACGCUCAAAUGAUGAUCUUUAACAUGCUCAUUUUUUAACUGUUACUGAUAACUCAGCGUCCUGCUCGGAAGAAUUUCAUUACGAAGUCCUUAAUGGCCUAUAGCUUAUAGAAAAUUGUUAAUUUACUACCAUGUGGUCAAAUUAUGAAAUACAGGUUUUUUUAAAAGUGUAUAUAUAUUUAACUCAAACUGUUUAAAAACACGAUCGACCUAUGUCUCUAAGAGAAUUACUCUUGCAAGAUCUAAAAAAAAGAUCUGUUAGCAAAUAUGAGAACUGUAUAGCCUAAACUUAUUGGGACAGUGUGGGCAAAAUUCAUUUGCAUGAUAUUGUAACCAAAUAGUACGAGUGAAAUAAUCAGAAAGAUUGUGCCAGUUACUUCAGGGACAUGCUCUCAUGACAGGGAAUUUUUAUUUGUUUAAAUUAUUGAGUGCCUUUUUUCAUUGUAUGUUUUUAUAAGUGUUUUUAAUGUUUUUGAUACAUUUUUAUAUACAGCUUUUUUACAUUUUUAAUGGAUAUGUAAUCGCUGUCCAAAAAAAUAUGUCUCCAAAAUGUUAACUUUACAGGACAAUACAAAAACAUUUCUAACUUUAAAUGCAAGCUGAAGUAAAGAUACUAUUUUUAAGUGAUUUUGGAACAUUUCUACUAGUCCAUUCAUCAUGAAAAUUUCAGACAACGUAAAGGGCAGCUGCUGUAUUCAAAUGAUGCAGAAAAGUAAAAAACUGCAUAAAAUGGAGAAACAGUUUAUUCAAAUUUUUUUUUGGACAGCGACAAUAUAUUUGUGCUUUUUCUAUAUACAUGUCUUGUAUUUUCUUUGUUAUUAAUACACUGUUUUUUUAUUACUCAUUAGUUUAUAUGAUAACUAAACACUUGGUGAAGUGCUUGGAUUGAGAAUUACCUGUGGUGCUAACUGUUGUUAAGUUAACCAGCUGUACAGAUAUUGUACACCACCCCUCAUGACUCUCACAUUUGUUACAGUUUGGUAUUUGGGAUUUUUAAUACUUGUGUGAACAUGCAUACACACAAAAUUAAAUAUCAGGUCAAUUUAAAAUUAUAAAGCAGUUUGUUUCACAGAGUUUUUGUUACCGUAACAAAGUUGUAAUUUGCCUUAAUUUUAUGUUGACCUGACAUUUUAGCUUUUUAUAGUGUAUGCUCAUUUUCUAUCAACAUAGUGUUCUUUCAAUGCUGUUUUUUUGUCAUUCUAUACUAGAAAUCUGGGUAUAUUAUUAUUGUACAGAAUUGUAUUAUUGUAAUAUUGUACAGAAAGUAGGCCUGUUUAAAACUGGACAAGCUAUGUUACAACACAAAACAACUGUCUACAUAUAAAUCACAUUUUCUUUAAAAUAAGGCAGCUUUGAAGAAGGCAGGUUGCUUGCACUGAGUCAGGACAAAGGGAAAACAAAAAUGUGACAGGUUUACAAAUAAAUUUGAUUUUAUGUCAUCA